Messenger RNA from Mesocestoides corti, 1236 nucleotides. Lineage: Eukaryota; Metazoa; Platyhelminthes; Cestoda; Cyclophyllidea; Mesocestoididae. The record is from the annotation of a GenBank genome assembly.
AUGAGUCAGGGCGACCAUGAAACUCUAAUUAAACAGGUUGUGGAAAUUUGUCAGACCGACGAAAAUACUGCGCGGUCAUACCUUCAACUAUUUAACUGGAAUCUUAAUGACGCUGUUGAGAACCUUCUUAAUGUCGGUGACGAAGGCUCCGCCUCUGACGAGUCCCCAGAAUACAAGGGAAUCGUGUCUGGCAGCACCUCGGUUACUGAUGUCAAAUCAUCACAACCCACUUCUGUUCCUGACGUCCAUGCUACACACGGCAUACAGAGUGGUUCAUCAUCCAAAAUAGCCACCCUGUCUUCUCUUGCGCAAAAGGGACCACAUAACCCAGAAUCUGAUGAGGAACAUGGUCAAGCCUUCUACGUUGGUGGUGCUGAGCACGGAGGUGGUGGCCAGCAGGUUCUUGGGCCACCACGGCUGGAUAACCCCGAGUCGUUUGUUCGAGGCGUCUUUCGUGCGGCUCAGGAUGGAGGUGCGGAAACCCUAGAUCGAGCUCGUGUUUCUGACCUUUCAGUCGAAAACACAAAUCAACGACAGGUCUUUGUGGGCACUGGAUAUCGCCUAGGCGAAUCUCUUUCUGAUCCACUUGUAAAAGUACCCGGGAAAUCUUCGGCUCCGAGACCUAAAGGCCAUUCUUCAGACGAUGGGCAGGAUGCGGAGAAUAACCAGUCGGUGAUUGUGAAAAUGUGGCACAAUGGGUUUAGCCUCGAUGACGGACCCCUUCGAUCCUAUACAGAUCCGUCGUCCCUCGAAUUUAUGGAUGCUAUAAAGCAAGGUCGCAUACCCGCUGAACUGAUUAGAUCAGCACGCAACCGCGAGGUCCAUGUCCUCCUUGAGGACCACCACAACGAGCCCUAUCAGGCACCGGCGUCCCCGAAGGUGAAGGCCUUUUCUGGCGUCGGGCAUGUUUUGGGUAAUCCCACACCCAGAGUGGUAACAUGCCAGCCAUCUGUCGGCGCGUCUUCCUCCCCACCGUCUGGCCCAACUGUUGACCAGUCUCAACCGACUACUCAGAUUCAAGUCCGUAUGCCCGAUGGAUCAAGAUUACUCGUCACCCUUAAUCACAAACACACAAUUCAGGAUCUUCGUACAGCCAUCAUGUGUCAACGACCCGAAUUGGCGAACCAGAUGUUUGGGCUUUUUACGACAUUCCCACGGCAGGAGCUUACGGACAAUUCGGCCACUUUGGCUAGUUCAAAUUUGCUCAACGCGGCGCUCGUUGUCACAAAGCAGUGA